Cylindrotheca closterium is the source of this 1371-nucleotide messenger RNA. The record is from the annotation of a GenBank genome assembly. NCBI's taxonomy places the organism in Eukaryota, Bacillariophyta, Bacillariophyceae, Bacillariales, Bacillariaceae.
AUGAAGGCCUUUCAAGUAUCUCUAUUGUUGACCUUAGUGCCCUCGAUCUAUGGACAAGGAUGUACUCAAGACCAAGACACCUUCUGCGAAGAGCAAGCCAACAAAAUCUGUGCCUUGAAAUCCGACGGGAACCCUGAGUGUGCCGGUUGUGUUGCAAAUGCAGUUGCAUUCCAAUCUGGCUGUAUUCCCUUGGAUGAAAUCGAACUCUUUGCCUAUCUAGAAGAAUUUCAAGUGGAUUACCGCACCAGCAUUUCACGUGAAGAGAGGUGGGCACUUCUUCGGCAAUCACUUCAACUCAUCAGCGAACAUCAGGCCAGGAAUCCAGACCGAACGUACGAGCUUGGUUUGACGCCAGCGUCAGCCGACAAUGAACAAGACUUGCUUCACCGAAGUGGUCUUCUUCCGGACCUAGCUGCAAGCGAGACCGCGACAAGUGCAGCCUUUCAAGCGUUUUCCUUCAAUGCUUCGAAUCCGAUCCCUUCGGCAGUGAAUUGGGUCAACGAUGGGGCUGUAACACCACCAAAGGAUCAGGGACGCUGUGCCGCUUCUUGGGCAAUUGCCACUGCUGGAGCCAUUGAAGGAGCUGCAGCAGUGUCUACUGGUCUCUUGCAGUCACUGUCGCAUCAACAGUUCAUUUCUUGUGAUUCAAUCAAUCUUGGUUGCGAAGGAGGGGAUCUCGUCACUGCCGCUGCCUAUGCUUUUGAAUACGAAGACCGGAAUCCUACUGGUGGAAUCGUAUCUCUGGCGACUUAUCCUUACACGGAUUCGGAGGGAGUGGCAACGACAGGUUGCGCCGCGCCCCGCCGAGACAUUGCGGUAGAAGUCACUUCCGGAAAGAUUGUAAUUCCAUACAACUCACUCUUGUCUUUGGAGAAGCGAAUGGAAAACAUGAAGCAGCAACUAUCCAUUCAGCCCGUCGCUGUCGCCAUCAAAUCAGCAUGUCCCACGUUUGCCAACUACAAAUCUGGGAUCUUGACUACUGACGGCGAUUGCUUUUGCGCGGAUAGUUUCUGUUUUGAUCAUGCUGUUCUUCUCGUUGGUUAUAAUGAUGAGGAUCCAAUUCCCUAUUGGAUCAUCAAAAACUCAUGGUCAACUGAUUGGGGUGAAGGAGGUUACGCUCGCAUUGCACAAACCGACACGGGAACAGCAUAUGGUUUGUUUGGAAUCAUGACUCAUGGAGUGGUUCCCGAAGUUCCAUUUGCUAUUAGGGAUCAAAGUGUGGAACCUGCCGUAGAAGACGAUGAUUUUGAGUUUGAAUGGUGGCACAUUUUUCUCAUUACUGUUGGUGCAGUUUUGGUGUUGUGUUGCCUAUUUUGGACAUGUGCCAACCUACUUGCACCAUCUCCUGAGCACCACAAACAGGAACAGUGA